Molecule: messenger RNA, 1275 nt
Organism: Centropristis striata (black sea bass)
Lineage: Eukaryota; Metazoa; Chordata; Actinopteri; Perciformes; Serranidae
Exons: 7
Coding region: 159-809 (216 amino acids)
Source: RefSeq, a predicted model, not a curated record
UGAAAGUGUUGCAGUCACAAGGAGGGGUCGCGUAUUUUUCUGCAAGACGGACAUGUCUGAGGCUUUGUCUCCAAAUUAUCAAUCGAUUUCGUAAGUAAGCCUGUAGAAAACCGAUUUCAAAUAAUCCGUGCGAGGCUGUGAACUGCUGAAUCUCUACCAUGUCUCGGAGUUAUGAUUAUAGAUAUUUAAGAGACAUGGACCCAGCACCAAGGCCAUUUUCAGGUAAGAACUUCUUCGUCCACCUGGCGGGAAACACUAAUGAUGCGCAUCGAGACAUUGUCAGAAUGCUUGUGGACAUCGGACAAAACCAGGUGUCCUCUCCUGGAGCGAGCGACUACCUGCUGGUUUUCUGUCCCAUCGCUUCACGAGUUGGAACGGACAUCAGCGAGGCCUUGGACAACCUUCCAGAUAAGAAUAAACCGGUGAUGCUGGUGGUGAUGCAUCACACCUUCCAACCAGAGCAUGUUGUAAUUCCAAGCAGUCGACAGGUGGACAACCCCAACGUCUUCCUGACUGUGGACGUUCUGUUCUACAACCGUGACCUCCUGAAAAGCACUCGCAAUGAGAUCGCAUGGUCUGAGAUCCAGAAGGCUCUGGGAUAUUCCCCUUCACAGGCUUCCAAACAAAACCCAGGACGUCCCGGAGAAACACAUCUUUUGAUGUCAGAAACUCUCGGGGUCCCCGGUGGCUUCGACAGCUCUUGGUUCAAGAGGAACAUGAAGGUUACUAUCAUAGUCGGUGGUGGUUUAAUUCUCGUGGGGGUCAUCAUCAUUGUGAGCGUGAUAGCGGGUGUUCAAUCGCAAAAGUAAGAUCUGUGAGGGCUGUCACUGUCACGCAUUACAAAACAAAAGAAAUGUAAUUGCAAUUUACAGUAUUAUCACUAAAUGAUUCUUGAAGAGACGAGUAAAUGUGCUCUGUAUUGCAUGUUUAACAAUAUAAUGAUAACUGAAGGAUGGGUUUCUUGUUAUUUCUGUUGUAUUGUUGUGAAUGUUUUGGGCCUAAGCUUUUGAUUAUUAAUAUUGUAUUUAAAGCAUUAUGGGGCGAAAUGAUUGGAGCUGCAGAUAUAGGCAGUAAGUAAGUGAUUAGAUGUGGGGAAAAAGAUGUUAAAGAAAGAGUUACAGUAUGAAAAAUUCAAUAAAAGUGUUUCAAUGUGUGUGUAAAGCGGUGUGUGUCUCAUGUUAGGCAAAAAAAAAAGUAAAAUAAUGAUUGUUGCUGCUUUGUGCUCAUUUAAAGAUCAACAUCAUAUUAAUUAUGAAUAAACCAAAAUGAAUCAAA